Molecule: messenger RNA, 2279 nt
Organism: Cuscuta epithymum
Lineage: Eukaryota; Viridiplantae; Streptophyta; Magnoliopsida; Solanales; Convolvulaceae
Source: the annotation of a GenBank genome assembly
CAGCAUCUGAGAUCCGGUCGUCCUGGACAAAAAUUGGCGGUAACUGAAGCUACUCGUACGCGUCUUCUAUCCUGCGACUAUUCAUUUGGCUGAUGAUAAGAAUAGGUCAAGCCUGUCACCACUCUUUGACCGCCGUCUCACCAUUUCAACCACCGGAACCAUCCCAGCAAAGAAAGAACCGAUCAAAAUCUCUCAAUAUAUCUUCUCCGAUGUCCCCAAAGGAAAAAAUCCCUCAAUACAUUCUACUCCCAGAACACAACCAACCACUCAUUCCCAGAUCCAUUUCCCGGAAAUGUCGCCGCAAAAGCUCUUCUUUUCCGCCGCCGCAGCUCUACUUCUGCUCGCACUCUUUCUUCCUCAAACAGCCUCCAGAACCUUACCCGAUCCCCCUUGUCCUCCAUCUUCUUGCGGAAACCUUCACAACAUAACCUUCCCAUUUCGUCUCAAAAGUUCUCCACAGAAUUGCGGCUAUCCCAAAUAUGUGCUGGAUUGUUGGAACAACCAACCAAGCAUAAUGUUUGAAACGGAACGGUACAACGUUCAGGCAAUCAAUUAUUCGGAUUACUCGAUCAGGGUUGUCGACCCCGGAUUGCAAGAUCAAACUAAUCGAAACUGCACUAGUUUCCCCAAGAUUGUUCUAGGCAGUGAUUUCUUUGACACCGGUUUUAAGUUCCGCUCCACUGGAGCUAACGUUCCUAUAGUGUACACCACCUGUUCGACGAAUUUAUCGAAAGAGUACGUCCACACGGAAUUCUGUACGAAGGCGAGAAGCAACGGCAGCAGCUACGUGACAAUUGGUGACAGGUUGUCGACACGAGACGUGCCGAGGAGUUGCAGCUUUGAAACAGUGGCAUGGGCCUCGGUUAAUGGGCUGAUCCCGGGCGACAACAGUUCUCUGUCCAGCAUCCAUGCUGCCCUGGGCUACGGCGUCGAGCUUUCUUGGAAGAGGGCUUACUUGUGUCGAGAUUGUGAGCGCAGCGGAGGCCAGUGCUUCUUUGAUGAUCCUCUCAAUCUUGAAGGUGUUUCUUGCAGCCAUCGUUGUUAUGAUGAUACGGGAUUUGAUCUUCCUCUUCCUUGUAGCAUCCAUUAUUAUGGAGUUCUGGUGAUAUUAUAUGGCCUAGUAACGAUAGUACCAUUUCUGGGAAUCAGAUUUCUCCUUGGGAUCAUACUUUUUGUUGUGCUAGUCGUCUAUCAACGAAAGAGGCGUCAUUUACCAGGGGAUGUCACCAUUCAGGAUUUCCUCGACAUUCAGAGCAAACUGCUGCCAAUAAAUUACAGUUAUGCUGAGAUUAAGAAGAUGACUAAUGGUUUCAAGGAGAAACUAGGAGAAGGAACCAAUGGAACAGUAUACAAAGGGAAACUUAAGAGUGGACCUCUCGUUGCAAUUAAAAUGAUGAAGAAAACCAUUGGAACAGGAAAAGAAUUUCUCAAUAAGGUUGCUACAAUUGGAAGUAUUCACCACGUGAAUGUGGUUCAUCUCAUCGGAUUUUGCAUCGAGGGAUCUAAUCGUGCUUUGGUAUAUGAGUUCAUGCCAAACGGGUCUUUAGAAAAAUGGGUAUUAUCUGAACAAGGGGAUACCACCCCCUUGAGUUACAAACAAACGUUUCAGAUUUCUCUUGGUGUGGCACAUGCAAUAGCCUACCUUCAUAAUAAAGGGUGUGACAAUUUCGUCAAUAUGCCUCACAACGUUCUUCUUGAUGAGAAUUUCAAUCCGAAAAUAUCAUAUUUUGGGCUCGCAAACCUGGACGACGCGGAUAAUAAUGUUGUUCACAGUUUUGGAAUGCUGUUAAUUAAAUUGGCUAGGAAAUUGAUCAAUAUGAAUCCAAACGCCGAUGCCAUGUGGAUUUAUGAUCAAAUCAUGGAAGGGAAUGAAGUAGUAGUCACUGGAGAUGGUAGUGAGGAAGAGAGAAAAGCUAUGAAGAAGAUUAUCGUAGUUGCUUUGUGGUCCAUACAGAUGAAGUAUGCCGAUCGUCCUCCUAUGAACAGAAUUGUUGAAAUGCUUGAAGGAGAUGAAGAUCUCAUAGAGAUGCCUCCAAGGUCAUUUAUUGCUCCACACACAUAAGAUGAAUGUUGAUUCCAUUGAAUCAUCCAUAGUAAAUACAUACUACAGCUAUGGAUUGUUUUUUCUUAAUCUUGUAAAUUUCUUCGUUUGUUCUCCUGUUAUUGGUGCAAUUCAUUUGAUGUUCAUUUGAUUGUUUUUUUAUCUAACUGAAAUUAUGACGAAAUCUUUUAGGCUAAAGGGUCAAAUAGGCCCAUCUAUCGAUCACGUUUGGUGUUUG